Molecule: messenger RNA, 2372 nt
Organism: Ceraceosorus guamensis
Lineage: Eukaryota; Fungi; Basidiomycota; Exobasidiomycetes; Ceraceosorales; Ceraceosoraceae
Product: SE-domain-containing protein
Exons: 2
Coding region: 349-2100 (583 amino acids)
Biological process (GO): ergosterol biosynthetic process
Cellular component (GO): membrane; endoplasmic reticulum
Molecular function (GO): flavin adenine dinucleotide binding; squalene monooxygenase activity
Source: RefSeq, a predicted model, not a curated record
CAGAAUUAGAGCUCAAUCGCUCGCUGAUGUAGCGCUCUCAACAGAUGGAAUGCCGUUACACCUGCAGCUGCAGCUCAUAGUGCGCUCUUCUUGCCCACGUAUAUCGACGCCAGUAUCGUAACAUGUCCCUAAUUUAGCACCCACAAUCUUUCAUUACCUAUUGCUGGUAGCAGGUCCCAUCCGCUGGCUCUGCACCUUUUGUAUAGGUACCCACAACAAGCCCGCCAUCCUCCUUUGCGCACGGUUCAUCCGAUCCUAUAUUGGCAGUCUCGACCUCAGACCCGACGUAUUUCGAAGCACGCGGUGUUGCUAGGCGCGAGGCAACUAACGGAAACCUAGUUCGCCAGCAUGAGCACCAGCACCGACCUUGCCGAGCGCGCGUUCGAUGUCAUCGUGGUGGGAGGAGGGGUAGUCGGUGCCGCGACUGCGAGCUCUCUUGGAAGAUCGGGCCGCAAGGUGUUGCUUGUGGAACGCGAUCUCACCGAACCUGAUCGCAUUGUCGGCGAAUUGCUUCAACCAGGCGGUGUACGAGCUUUGCGCUUGCUCGGUCUGCUCGACUGUCUGGAAGGCAUUGAUGCAGCACCAGUCCACGGCUACCACGUCUUCCAGGGCAGGCGGUCCGUGCCCAUUCCGUAUCCCGACGAGAGCCCAGAGGCUCGGGGCCUGGGCAUACAAUCGACAAGCGGCAGAGUAGAGGGUAGGAGCUUCCAUCAUGGCCGAUUCGUGCAAGCUUUGAGACGAGCCGCCAUGGCUCAACCGAACGUGACGACGAUCCAGGCUACCGUCACUUCGCUGAACGAGGACGAGGCCGCGGGAAAGGUCACAGGAAUCACCGCGACCAUCAAGCAUUCCACUACCUCGAAACAACAGCCGACACCCGUCUCUCAAGAGAUCUCUUGCUCCGCACCUUUGACCAUCGUGGUUGAUGGUUGCUUCUCCAAGUUCCGACGCACCCAUGGCUCGAGCAUUGCCCCCAUCGUUCGGUCCAACUUUGUCGCCAUGGAACUUCACAACGCACCCUUGCCAAGUCCAAAUCAUGGCCACGUGGUGCUGGGCCCUGCUGGUCCUACGCUCUUAUACCAGAUCAGCGCAAGCGAUACGCGAGUUUUGAUCGAUGUGCCCGGAGAAAAGUUGCCGUCGCAAUCUAGCGGCGCACUUCAAGCACACAUCAGAGAAAAAGUGAUUCCCCAACUUCCAGAGGUGCUGCGGGAAUGUGUGGGCGAGGAACUAGCCAGGAGUUCAAGGUUCCGCAGCAUGCCGAACAGCUUCUUGCCGCCGAGCAUGCAAGGUCAGAACAAGAAUAGGCAGGGCGUCAUCUUGGUGGGUGAUGCCAUGAACAUGCGCCAUCCCUUGACUGGUGGCGGAAUGACUGUGGGAUUGUGGGACGUAGUGCAUCUGACAAUGGCUCUUGGAGGGCCAGACUGGUCACCCAAGCCACGCGUGAAACCCGUCGCGGACCUGACAUCCUGGAACUCCUUAAAGCCGGCACUGAGAUCCUGGCACUGGGAACGCAAAAAGCUUGCUAGCAUGAUCAACAUUCUGGCCCAAGCGCUCUACAGUCUGUUCGGAGCUGAGGAUGCAAAUUUGGAGGUGCUCAGAGAGGGCUGCUUUGCUUACUUUGAGUUGGGGGGUGAAUGCGUGGGCGGACCCGUGCGGCUGCUGUCGGGUCUGUCCCCCGAGCCUUGGUUGUUGGUCUAUCACUUCUUUAGCGUGGCCCUGUAUGCCAUCUACAUGCUCUUCAAGCAGCCUUAUGUACACAAGGGAGAGAAGGAACCCAGGGCGCCUUCCAUCUUGGAAUGGCCAGCUCUGUUCUUGAGGUCCAUUGCGGUACUAUACACGGCGUGCGUGGUCCUCCUGCCAGUCGCAGCUACGGAGCUCAAGAGCAACAUUCCAAACUUUUCCAAGGGAGCGGGAGCGCUGUCCAAGGCGCACAAAAGCGGGUCUAGCGAUCUGCCAUCUGCUCAGACGUUGCUGUCUGCAUUGGCUUGCAUCGCAGCGUUGCUAUACUUCUGGAAUGGUCAACAGCAAGGCGAGCAAAGCAACUUCGGCCAGACUCGCAUCUUUCCAGCUGCUCUUGCGAUGGGCUUCGGAGGCCGGUAAUCAUCACCGUAACAGACCGUGUUAGUAGUCUAGUCAACAGACCUUGGAGUCCACAACCCUUCUCAGUAUUUUGUAAUCGCCAUCCUGCGUAGAGGAGAGGUGGCUUCAAGGACGCCAUGGACCUAGUCGUCGCUGGAACGCCUACGCUGGAUACGUCCACAUUCAUCCUUGAUUCCCAUCCCUAUCGUCGCCUUGUUCAUGUCACCGCACAACUCAUACCAAGUAAAUACACAACCCUAUAGUUCUUCGUGCUCCGAACCAGUCUAUCAAGG